This is a messenger RNA of Peromyscus maniculatus bairdii (prairie deer mouse), 2685 nucleotides long. It is a transcript of the gene Lrcol1, whose product is annotated as leucine rich colipase like 1. The record is from RefSeq and is a predicted model, not a curated record. Gene Ontology annotation, cellular component: extracellular region. Gene Ontology annotation, molecular function: enzyme activator activity. Lineage: Eukaryota; Metazoa; Chordata; Mammalia; Rodentia; Cricetidae. Gene Ontology annotation, biological process: digestion; lipid catabolic process.
CUGGAGCUCAUAGAGAUCCAUCUGCUUCUGCCUCCCAAGUGCUGGGAUUAAAGGCCUACCGUGUGAUGACCGCCAUGGUGUGGAAACUGCUGCUGCUGCUGCUGCUGCUCUGGGACGGACCCACAUUCCAGAACAGGAAGACAAAGAUGACUUUAGCCCACCAGGCAAACGGGCACCUCUGUGAAGAACACUCAGAAUGCCGCAGCAAGUGCUGUAUCAGGACCAGCUACAGGCCAAACAAGUUCUGCUCAGCCAAGUCCAUCUUCUUGCAGUGUGUAUCUUGGCGCAAGCAAGAAGGGGACAAAUGCCAAAGCCACUCGGAGUGCUGGAGCCUGUGCUGCCUCCCGCUGAGCGAGAACAGCCCUCUCCGCUGCACAAAGAGAACUGGCCUGCUGGCCUUGUGCCUGCCAGUGGACUACAGGAUGAAAACCGUGACCUGGGAGUGUAGAAGACACAGGAGUAAAGCAAGCAGGUGCCCUGAGUCACAGGCUUUCGAUGUUUGCUUUAGAAAUUACCUCCAGUGAGUUUUAACCAGUUCAAGACCCUGUGCUGUUCUAAACGCAGCCACGAGAUGGUGCUGUGGCCUUUGCAGAGCAGAAACACCUUGGCAGGAAGGCGUCUGAGAAAAAAAUAAAACACAGGCAGCGGCAGAGCAGACUCCCUUGGCCCAAGCUUCUCUGUGAAGAUCUGCCCCGCAACACUUGUUUUUCCUGCUGAAUAGCUUCAGUUCGAGCCAAGUGGGUUGUAAAACAAACACAAGGAAGAAGGGGCCAUAGCUCUGCGGAACCCCAGGCUGGAAGCCUCUGAAGACAAAGUCGCCACAGGCAUUGGAUCUCUGCAGUCAGAGGUCAGGGUGAGGGUUGAGACAGAAGAUUGGUCCAUGGAAAGUAAAAACUGGUGGGCUGUUUCAAGAUACAGCAGGCUGGGUGAUGAUGCUGAUCCCUGGAGAGCCUGCCCAGGGCAAUUGUACCUCAGAAGUGCUUUAUGGUUUUAAUAACACGCUGGUGAAAAUGGGGGUGGCUGUUGCUCAGCACAUGUUUUAUUCAUGUCAGGAAAGACUGAAGUCUACAAUUAGCAUCACAGAACACAGCUUAGCAGGGCCACUGUCCUGUCCUGUGGGGUUACCACAAGAGCCCAAGCUGCCAGGUCACAAGAAGGCGAGGCUGGUGAGGCUGCUGCAAGAAGAGGACUUGUUCUGUGAGGCACCCAGGGGCCCCUCUUGCAAGUUUAGAGCUUAGUGUGAAGGCGGAACUGAAAAAUCUACUUGUUGACUAGAUGAGUGAGGAAAGACCCCAGGCAGCGAUGAAAAAGAGCAUGUGAGUUUAUCAGAUGCUAUGAGGCAGACACUUGAGGCAGGAGUUGCUGAAAGGCAACCUGGGAAGUUACUCAGAGCUUUGACAGCCUCUUAGGGGUAAGUAGAGCACUCAGACUUGGGCAGUUUUAUAGCUGGGGCACAGAUGGGGAGACCUCUAGUCUUCACUCACAGCACCUCCGAAUAAAGUGGGUGUUGUUUGGGGGUGAUUUCACGCAGUCGCAGCAGCUGGAGGAGUACUGAUCACGCCUCCACUUCUGAGAGCAGGUUUCUGUCCCAGCAUCAGCUACUUCAUACAGACUGCAGUUUCUUUCAGAGGUCUCUUGCUGCUACCCACUGGAUCCAAGACAAUGUCUAUCCCCUCCCAGUGACAUUUCAUCAUGUCCUAGCCCAGCCCCACGGCUCCUUUGUCUCCACGGAAGUUGGUGUCUGGUAGCUGCUGAGGAGGCUGUUGGCGGGAGGCCAGCUGCAGGCAGGUCAGUGAGAGCUGAGAGUCACACAUGACAUGGGCAGCUGUGGAGUCUAAUGGGCCAGUUCUGUUUCCCUGUUCCUCCUGAGGCUGACUGGGCAUGUCCAGACUUGCCUUGAAUUAUAGUUCUGUUGUAAAAUUCCUAAUUCCAGUGGCUUAGUUGAUGAACUCUUUGCCAAGGGUCAUCACCAGCUGUGUUGUGUCCUCAUUGCAGGGAUACUCACUGGGCCCAGGUUUUCACAGAGAUGCCCCAACAGCAGAAAGUAAUGUGAGUCUUGCCCAUCCAAGGCAAUCAUCUAGAAAGGAGUGUCCUACCUGAGAGUCAACACCACACUAAUGAGGUGCCAGUACUCGGUAAGGAUCUGUGAGGAUCUUGCAUGAGCUUGGGGCUGCUCUUCCCUUGCUCAGGUCUUGAGGAAAUGUGUCCCUUGGCUGUCUGUCCACAUGAACCCCUUAGACACGUGGAUGAUCUUAGCUAAAGGACACCCUUGACUGGUCGCUCACACCUAAUGGUGAGUUCUGUGGCCUCUUGAAGUGGUUCUGCACAGCCCCGGCAGUCCUGUGGCAUUUGAACAGGGCCCUAUGAGCAGUCCCCAAUCCCACCCUUGUCAGGGCUCUGGCAGAAGAUGUAAAAACAAAGUCGUUAAAAAAAUUAAAAAUUAAAAAAAAAAAAAAAAGACAGGGCGUCACUGUGGAGCCCUGGCUGGCUUGGAACAUGGUAUGUUCUCACAGAAAUCCACCUUCCUCUGCCUCUACUGAGAUCAAAGGAAUGUGUGAUCAUACCUCGUGGACAAAAUAUUCUUUUUUUUUUUCUUUCUUUUUUUUUUUUUUUAAAUCCCACUCAUUUCCCAGUCUUUCCACACUCACCCUCCACCCUUGUAACCUCCCCCAAAAGAAAAUAAAA